Molecule: messenger RNA, 3034 nt
Organism: Cloeon dipterum
Lineage: Eukaryota; Metazoa; Arthropoda; Insecta; Ephemeroptera; Baetidae
Exons: 24
Coding region: 1211-2953 (580 amino acids)
Molecular function (GO): odorant binding
Source: RefSeq, a predicted model, not a curated record
CAGUCGUGCUGGUAUCAUGAGAGAUGGCUGACUUGAAAACUCUAAAUUGCGUGCUCUUGGUAUCGAUGGCAUGCUGGUUUCUAAUUUCCGAGUCAUCAGGAGUGAAUAUACACAAUCCAAAACGCGGGCCCAUUCGAAUAUCUUUGCGAUCAAACAGACAGAGACGAAUAUACAUAAUCAAAUGUUGCGGCAGACAAUCAUGCUCUAAAGCUUUUAAUAAGAAUUCGCGACAGCCUACUUCUUCACCGAAAAGUAAUACAAAGCCUCAAAUAAAUUCAACGGAAACAAUGAUUUCUCUAAAUACGAACAACGGGGAUCCUGCCUCAAGUGGUGAAGAUUUAAUUCAAACUACGCAGAUACAUGAAGGAGAUAUAGGGGAAUCUACACAAAUUGAGGAAAAAUCAUCUACAAAUAAUCAGGAGCAAGACGCAGAAACUACUAAUUCAAAUCGUAUUGAGACUGAACCAAACAGUCCUGGUGAAACUACGACCAAAUCUGAUAUAGCUACGACUUCAGCUCCAGUGAAUGCACCCUCCGUAUUACCCAGUGCGACUGAAGUAUCAACCGCCGCCACCACCACCACCACAACGUCCACAACCACAACCACGGUAAAUCCAAUUACGGUAAAUCGAAUUGUUUAGUAUUUUAAUUUAACUUUUGUGUGCGAAGCAGUUGUAGUUUUAGUGCAUUUUAAAUUACCUAACUUGAUUCAAACCGAUUUUUAGUGUCAGAUUUCAAAUAGAAACUUUAGCCCAAAAGAUAAUAAUCACAAAUGCACAUGAAUUGAAGCAGCUAGAUUAUGGUUCUACAGCCAGCACCAGCACCGCCGCUGCCACCGGAACCAUCAUCAGCGCAAGCACCGUUUCCGGCACUUUUCCGAGCCCCACUGCUGGCUUCUCAACAACUACUGCCACCAAAGCUGAUACACAAAAAAUAACCACCACGGUCCUCACAACAACAAUCGAUCCAAAAAAAAUUGUUGCACGUGCCAUGCUCUUUAAAUCUGAAAAAUAUUAAUUUCAUUUUACAGACGAUUUUUGAAUACAACAACAGCACAUGCAAGAAAAACGUAUCCCUGUAUUCCAAUGACGGUCAUCUCAUUGAUGCAAAAGAUUAUGGGUACUGGACCGAGGCCUGUGGCCAAUUAUUUUUGUGGGGGAAAACGGUGGUGAAUUGGCAAACAAAUCACGACAAAUGCUGCAGUUUGGGAAUGACGCCAAUCACUAUGGAAAACGAAAACAAAAAGAAAUGUUUAGAAAAUAUUACAAAGCCCUCGGUUUGGAAGUAUAAUUAUAAUUACUGGACCGCGGCCCACAAAACCAGCAUGAAUGACACCUUCCAAUUGUUUGAAUGGUGUCUGCCCAAUGCUGCAAACUUCACGACAUUUGGCAGCACGUCGUCGUAUUGGAUGCCAGGACAACCGCGUGCUAUAAACGGGGAAAAUUGUGUCCACCUGCAAGUGAACAAAAGUCUAAGCAAAGUAUUCCUGACUGCCAGAAAUUGUUCCGAUCUUUAUGUUUUUGGAUGCCAAGGAAAACCGACUCCUGCCCCUCCGUGCUUUGCUCCAAAAUGCCCCGAAUUUAACUGUGACAAAAAUCCAUCGUUUUUUAGUACUCUUGCUGAUGGCGUUACUCAGUACUUGACGAAUCCAAGUAGCCAUGGUUUCUGGUUCACAGUUAAUGGUAGAAGCUACGUGUUCAACUCGGCGAAAAAGACCUGGUUGGAUGCAGCAAAAUCGUGUUGCGCAAUUGGAAUGAAGAUCCUCAGCAUAGAAUUCGACUAUGAAUACAAUAACCUUAUUGCUGCCGCGUAUAAUUCGACGAGUGCAAAUGGCAUAUUUUGGACUUCAGGCACUGAUGAUGGCUGCGAGGGGAAUUUUGGAUGGUGCUCGGUGAACAAAUUGGCAAGGAGUCAAGAAACCAAGUGGCACCCGGGUGAACCAAAUAAUUAUGCCGGCAAGGAAAACUGCAUCUUUCUUAGUUUGAGCCAAACUAGCGCAACGCUCUUUGAUGCGGACUGCUCGACAAGUCAAAUGUACAUUUGCGAGGCUAGGGACACGACAAAAACAACGUCCAAUUCAGAAGCUAUGGUAGACGAGUGUGGAGCCGCAUUUAAUGUUUCCAAAGAGGAAGCCAGGCAGAUUUUUAAUACAACAAUAUUUUCCCUCAAGAUCAAAUGCUUCUUGAAAUGCUUAGCAGAAAAUGGAGGAUUUAUGUUGAAUGGAAAACUCGUUGAUGAGAAGAUUUUGUUACUGGCCGAAAGCAUGGCAGUUAACACAGACAUAAUGCAGGAAAACAUGAUUGCUGUCUCUACGUGCGGUUCAAAAAGGGGAAUGGAUGAAUGCGAUACAGCUUCAUUGAUUUUCCAAUGCGGCCAAGAAAAAGCACCAGAACUCGUCGCUAACGUGAUAAAUACGGUGGAAUUAAAUAAAUCAUCUGAAUCAGUGCCACUACCAAGAAAAUUAGGAAAGUGUCUUACUGAUUUCGACUGUGUCAUUGAUCCACAAAUGCGAGACGAUUACUUGAACAACAGAGCUAUACCCAAUGGAAACAUUUUUACGGCUUGUGGGGUUAAAUAUCUAAUCAUCUUUUCGAGAGUUUCGUAUCAGGAAGCAUUUUCUUUGUGCUGUAAAUACGGUCUGAAACUUUCUUCGUUCAAGAGUCCGAGUGACCUUUUAUGCCUUAUUGAUGCCUCAAAGAGCACGAUUCCGGUUGUGGCGGAACAUGCUUGGCUGGCUGCUAGUAAGCUGGGCGUCACAGACUACUCUUGGUGCACCACUAGCAGCCCCUUCAACCUGUUCCCGACAAUCACUGAUCGAUUUCCUGACCGAGCGGCAAAUCCUGGCGAUUUUUUGCUCUCUGUCAAGUUUGAUGCGCAACCUGCAGCAGUUGCGCUUGGCCGAGAAGGCAGUGGAAGCAUUUGCUUCACUUUCUGUAUGCCUGACACAGAUUAAGUUUGAAUUUGUGCACAUCUGCAUUGAUCUACUGGAAUAAAUUUUGAUAUGCAUCAGUGUUUAUAUGCACCCUGCUUCACA